Molecule: messenger RNA, 1765 nt
Organism: Amborella trichopoda
Lineage: Eukaryota; Viridiplantae; Streptophyta; Magnoliopsida; Amborellales; Amborellaceae
Product: Pseudouridine synthase family protein
Biological process (GO): enzyme-directed rRNA pseudouridine synthesis
Molecular function (GO): pseudouridine synthase activity; RNA binding
Source: RefSeq, a predicted model, not a curated record
ACAAGUUUCGAUCCGCAAUGCAUCUUAUAUAACCCUAGACUUGGGUCUACCUCGCUUCCCAUCACCGUUCCAUCCACAUUGCACAGUGAGGAUUCAACGCACUAUUCAGUGGGAGCAUUCCCUAAAUUUAAAUUCACUCAUUGAGCUUGUGGAUCAUCUCUCUCUCUCUCUCUUGGCUCAGUUCUAGGGGCUCUCUGAGUUCAGUUUAUAGGGAGGGACAAAUGGGCACUCUGAAUUCUUCUUCUCUCCUCUUCUCUCACUUGAUCACCUCCGUGUGGUCCUCAAAUUGGAGGCAAAUAGUGACCCCAAGAUCGCUUUCUCUCACUAAAGUCACUGCCCAGUUUCUCACUCAUUCAUACCGCCCUGCACCAUGCUCUUGGAGCUUCACCAAAAGACUGGUUGGUUCUACCUCAAUUACACAGGCCAAUACUACAAUCAGCACUUCUCCAUCCAACGUCUAUCCUGGCUACACUAGCCUACUUCCGUGCCCAUCAAAAAAUGGACCACCAAGGAUUGAACACCUAAUAGUCUCAGAGGGAGGGCCUGUUCUUGACUAUAUAUGCAAAGCUUUGGACCUCCCCACUUUGUUUGUUGCAGAUCUCAUCCAUUUUGGAGCAGUUUAUUAUGCAUUGGUAUCCCCUGAGCCUCCUCCAAGUGCCACCCCUGAGCAGGUGAAAUUGUUCAAAGAAGCGACUGCACGAUCGGUUUUGAGGAAGCGUGCAUCUCUCAAAGGGAAAACUGUAAGGGAAGCACAAAAGACUUUUAGGAUAACGCAUGCUAAUGAAUUUGUGGAAGAGGGGACUUAUCUACGAGUAUAUGUUCACCCAAAGCGGUUUCCGAGAUGCUAUGAAAUUGAUUGGAGAUCAAGAGUCAUUGCAGAGACUGAGUCAUAUGUUGUUCUUGACAAACCUGCUGCAACAACGGUGGGAGGAACACCAUGUAAUAUCGAGGAAUGCUGUGCUACAUUUGUCUCUCGUGCUUUAGGAUUGGAUUUUCCUUUGAGGACUACUCAUCAGAUUGAUAACUGCACCGAAGGCUGUGUUGUAUUUUCUAAAACGAAGGAAUUCUGCUCGAUAUUUCAUGGAAAGAUCCGGGAAAAACAGGUGAAAAAGUUGUAUCUAGCUCUUGCCACUGCACCAGUGCCAGUUGGGGUAAUUUCCCACUACAUGCGUCCAGUAAAUAGGGCCCCAAGAAUCAUCUCCAAAGAUCAUAUUGGAGGAUGGCAUCUUUGCCAACUAGAGGUUCUUGAGUGCAAAGAGGUGCCAUGGCCAAGGGCUGCAGUUGAAGCCCAAAAUGGUGUGGAAGAUUGUGGAUGGCCCUCAAAAGACUUCGCAUAUGAAUGCAAAAUUAAUCUUUUGACAGGUCGAACACACCAGAUUAGAGCACAAUUGGCUGCAUGUGGUGCACCCAUUGUGGGAGACACAAUGUACUUGCCUGCUUCAAUAAAGGAGAUUGCAUUUCCAAAUAUCAACCCCUUCUGUGAGGCAAAUUCAGAAUCUAUGUGCGAUGAAAGCAAAGGGGAAGCUGUGGAGGAAUGGAUUGCUCAGCAUGGGAAAGAACCCAAUGCGGCAAUUGGUCUUCAAGCAUGUGAGAUCUCUUGGGAUGGUGGGGCAUGCUUUUAUACUGCCAGAGCUCCAUGGUGGCGAUCAUUGUGAUAAAUAGGGCAAAUUAAUGUACCAGCUUAUCAUUUGAGCCUGUAAAGAAUCAGAACUUAUGAAACUCGAGCUGAUAUUAAGUGUGGAUCUUUUAUGGUACAACAAGAAGA